This is a messenger RNA of Theileria orientalis strain Shintoku, 456 nucleotides long. Its product is annotated as mitochondrial membrane protease, subunit 2. The coding region runs from base 1 to 456 and encodes 151 amino acids. The record is from RefSeq and is a predicted model, not a curated record. Gene Ontology annotation, molecular function: serine-type endopeptidase activity. Lineage: Eukaryota; Apicomplexa; Aconoidasida; Piroplasmida; Theileriidae. The transcript has 3 exons. Gene Ontology annotation, cellular component: mitochondrial inner membrane peptidase complex; membrane.
AUGGCCUUAAACCGAAUCAAAAGGCUCGGAUCCCUUGUGAAGUCAGUCGCUUAUACCGUGGCAGGCGUUCACAUUGUUACGAACUAUGUUGUGGACGCCACUCUGACCAAGGGGCCCAGCAUGAGUCCUGAGAUUAGCUCCUCGGGAGCUCUCGUUUUCUAUUCGCCUCCGUAUCUCCUCUCAAAGCUGAGGCGGGACAAGCCUCUGUAUCGCAAGGACGAUGUUGUGAUCAGCAUCUCUCCGCUGAACCCCAACAAGCGCAUAUGCAAACGGAUCGUCGGAGUCCCCGGGGAGAUGGUGAGCAACACCAUGAUUCCUCCCGGCCACUUUUGGAUCCAGGGUGACAACAACCAAAAUUCACUGGAUAGUCGCCACUACGGAGCUGUGUCUUCUGGUUUGUUCCAGGGCAGGGUGUUCCUGGUCCUUUCCCGGGAGGACGGGGCUAAGGUCCUGUAG